Molecule: messenger RNA, 2736 nt
Organism: Pecten maximus
Lineage: Eukaryota; Metazoa; Mollusca; Bivalvia; Pectinida; Pectinidae
Product: potassium voltage-gated channel protein Shaw-like
Exons: 3
Coding region: 229-1521 (430 amino acids)
Biological process (GO): protein homooligomerization; potassium ion transmembrane transport
Cellular component (GO): voltage-gated potassium channel complex; membrane
Molecular function (GO): protein binding; voltage-gated potassium channel activity
Source: RefSeq, a predicted model, not a curated record
CAUCGCUCGGACACGCUAGCUUUGUAUUCGUAAUGGGCGUUGUACAUCUGGUAAAUUGACUACCCAAGGGGAUUUGCAUACCACAUGUGGGAUUGUUACUGGUGUCAGUGCAUUGAGACAGUGGCUCGCGGUGUUACUGGGAUGGAGAUAUAUGCUAACACUACCAGUUGAUAGGAUUGUUCUGCACUAUAAGACCAGACGUAGAACUGAUGUUCUAGCCAAGACACCAUGACUGGGAAAGUCUAUUUCGACGUAGGCGGCACGCGAUUUACGACCACGUGGGACACACUGCAAAAGAUCCCGGGUUCGAAACUCGAUAAAUUGUAUGAACGUCAUGAGAAACAGACGAAAUCAUCUGGAAAGGUAGAAUAUUUUUUUGACAGAAAUCCGGCGGUGUUUGGGUGCGUUCUAGACUAUCACCGUACAGGAGAUUUGCAUCUUCCGGAUAAUGUCUGCGCAAGUCAAAUCCGCCAAGAAUUGGAAUUCUGGGAUAUCUCUCCUUAUGAUGUAUCUAGUUGUUGCUGGAAGAUCUUGUACGGCGAGGAUGGACUCAGUAAAACACUGAAAAUUCUUGAUAAGGAGAUCCCUGUGUUCAGCACAGGGAAGAAAUUUAUUCAGAAAACGGAAGGACUUUCUUCAUGGAUUCGGGAUUUAAUGGAAUAUCCGUCAUCUUCCAUGUUGGCAAAGGUGUACGCAGUGUUCUACCUAACAAUGGUCGUGUUCUCCGUCAUCUGUGACGCCCUGAUCAGAUCACAAGAUUAUAAUACACCACAACAAAACGUCAGCAUUUCCGGUUCCAGUUCAGCCAAUCACCUAAUGCCCUCCCUGUCCAACAUCCCGUGCGCUGGUCUCGUGAUAGAAAUCCUGACAAAUAUUGUGUUCACUGUUGAUGUAGCUGUACGGUUCGCGGUGUCCCUAUCGAAGAUUAAUUUUCUAAAGAGUUUAAUCAACAUUAUGGACAUGCUGGCCCUGAUAGGCUUUUGGGUUCUCGUAUUUACGGCAAUUUUCUCGCCGUUUAUUACUCCCGGAAGUGAAAUAAAUGCCCUCAUGGUGGGCAAUAUCUUGAUGACCUUGAGGUUUGUGAGACUUUACCGACUGGCUAAAGUCAAUAGAGGGCUUAUGUUGGUACUUUUAGCCUUAGACAACAGCAAAACGACAAUUUUAUUGCUGUUUGCUAUCAUGAUUAUCAAUUCGUGCAUAUUUGGAGGAAUUAUCUACUGCCUGGAAGACAUCAAUUUCACAAAUGUGUUCCGAGCCUUCUACUGGGCCAUCAUCACAAUGACGACGGUUGGUUAUGGCGAUAUUUACCCCAGCAGUGUAGCGGGACGCGUCAUUGCUUGUGUGUGCGCCAUGACAGGACUGUUCUUGAUUGCCAUGCCAAUUGGAAUAAUUUCUAAAAACUAUACUUAUUUAUAUACCAGAUUGAACCAUAGGGAACACCACUGUGAAGAAAAACGCAAAUGCAAGAAAUCAAUCAAAUUCAACACUUUGACAAAUGGCGACAUAAGUUCAUUGAGUUAAAUCAACCUCGAAAACACAACUCUGUAAAGAAAAUGCUGUAUCACGGAAUUUGGAAAAGCAAAUAUUGAUGUACGAAAUGCCAGGAUAUUUUUUUCUUUCGUGACCGACUGGAUCGUUACCCAAGAACAAUGUCUAUCCAGGGUUGUUGUUUCUGCACUUUUGUGAGUGUUAGGAACAAAAUCUGAGUAGAGGAUAACCGAAGAAGUGAUUGGAGAUCUUGAAUUAGACGUAUAGUUUGUCGCGCAUGUGUAGUGAAUAUUAUCAAGUGUUUUAUAGAUAUGGAUCAUCCAAGCACCUUAUGGAUUAUAUCUUUCAUUUUCACUGAUGAAAUUAUAUUUACAGAAAUAUGAGGUACAUAGAAAAACCUACAUGCUACAUAUGUAAUAAUAAUGUUAUUGUCAAGUUUGGGCACUGAACCGAAGAAACCACUUAUUGUUUUACUAAAUCCACAAUCAUGUAAUGUAUAUAAAAAUACUUAUAAACAAGACUGUGGAAAAAUCAUAUAAGCAGCUUUUUUCUUUCUCUGUGUAUCUAAAUGAAACCAAGAGACUGUUGUAGGAAAUUAAUUUAAUGCAACUUUUAAUGAUUGUAUUUUAAAGGUCGGAAAGAUAAAUGUUUGUGAUCAGAUGUCACACAAUCUACAAGGUGUAUAUAUUUACUAUGAAUUUGCUGUCCACUGGUUGGCCUUUUUUUUAUCGGACGUUGUUAUGCCAAAUGAUUGAGUCACAGGGCUUCUUACAAAAUUAACUCGCCAUGUGAAACCUCUAACAAUGAAAUACUGUAAACAUACUUAUUUUAUCGAGCUCAAAUUUUAGCGUUAAAGCUAAUUAAAACGGUUUAGCGGAAUGAUAAAUUACCUUACCGCACAGGCAAUACUUACCAUUUAAAAACAUUGUAGAUAAACUAUCAAUACAAAUUUAGUGAAAUUCUUCCAACCCGAAAACCGCAUAAAUAAGAUCACCACUUAAAUAUGUAUGUUUACAAUAAACUGUUAUGUAUAUAUUUUUGUCUUUGCUCUGUGAUAGCUUACUAACAUCAUCCUAGGCCCCAGGUGAAAAUUAUUAUUGACCAGGGGCCGAGGAUGAAUAACAUGUGCCCUUAAAUUGUCGUGGUAUUAUAUAUAAAAGUUUAUUAUGGUUGAAAUCGUUAUCAUCUCGCGAUGUAUUAUUUGCAUAUUGAAGUAUGUAUGUUAAUAAAGUAAUUAUAUUUGCAGUA